AGGUCUUUGCUUCACUCUGUCUUAUAGCAUAUCACAACACAGAUGUGUGAAAGAGUGUUUUCUUCCUCUUUUGGGAAUAGAGUAAAGGAUGUCAUUAAGUCUGAUGUCAGCUCUCUUGCCAUUAAAUGAAUUUGUUGGAUCAACUAUUUUCUUUUUCCCUUUCAAGGCGAGAAUAGAAGAUGGCCAACCCUGAUAACACCGUCAUAAAUACCAGCAUUAAUCAGGAGCCACGUGAGACAAUUAAUCUAAGAGGCCACAUGAGAAACCAAGACUGUUUGGAAGGCCAAAGCAGGAGUAGGGCUGUGAAGAAAGAUCCAAAGGAAGCCUUGGUUAUUGCUGUGACGACCAGGACCAUUUUCAAUUUGGAGAGAGAGCAUGAAAUUUUCUUGACAAAGGGCGAAGAGGAAUAUGUGAAACAUCAGCAAGCAAAUGAGAACAGCCCCUUGGAGCCGGGAACAGCUUUUCCUUUAAUUCAGGCGUUGCAGUUUGUGAACAAGAAACUUCUUGAAAGAGACCCCAAAGAAAAGAGCCUCUUUGAUGUCAUUGUUCUCUCCAAUAACACUCCACAGAGUGGUAUGCGAAUAAUCAACAGCGUGAAACAUUAUGGUUUGGAAAUCUCCAAGUUUUGCUUUGUCAGUGAUGAGGAUUCUACCCAAUAUUUGAAAACCCACAAUGUGAAACUUUUUCUCUCAGCUGACCCAAAAGAUGUGUGCAACGCACUUCAGAGAGGAGUCUCAGCAGCCCUCAUCUUUCAGCAGGAGAUACAGGCUCCUAGAACCCAAUUACGAAUUGUCUUUGAUGGUGAUUCUGUACUCUUUUCGGAUGAGACUGAUCGUGUCUUUCAUGAGAAAGGUCUUGAGGAAGCGGUAGAAUAUGAGAAAAAUAUGGAAACUGUACCCAUGGGAGAGGGCCCCCUGAAAGCCUUUGCUUUGCAUCUUGGGAAGAUGCGCAAAAAGUUUGGUCAAGAGGAUUCUCCCAUCCGUAUCUAUUUAGUGACUGCCCGCAGUGGCCAUGAUAUGGGCAUCCGGAUCAUCAAAACCCUUCGGGAAUGGGGACUGUCGACUGAUGAAGCCUUCUUCAUGGCUGGAGCUCCAAAAGGUCCUAUCCUCUCCAAGAUCCAGCCCCACAUCUUUUUUGAUGAUAAUUUUCACAACAUCAAAGGCGCUCAGGAUGUUGGCAUACCCUCUGCAUUGGUCCCUUAUGGCUGUCAGACGGGAUCAUAGGGUCACAGUGUUCUGUCAGUUAAGAAUACCAAUAUUUCUAAGUACAGUAAAAGGGAUACAAACAACCUUUUAAAUGUACAGUGAGAAAUGUUUAGAAUAAAUUACAUUUAUAGAAAAUAGGAAGUGACUUUAUCUGAUCAGGGUAAAGUUCUUAUUGAAAAAAAAAAGGGGGGGAGGCGAAAUCAAUGCUUAACAUGUAGCAAAUUGGUUCUUUUAUUUGCCUGUGCAUCUUAUUUUCCAUUGAUGACAUUUGGAGAUUCUGUAUUAUUACAACAAAAGCUCAUUCCGAACAAAACAUUCUGGAGUUCUUUAUUGUUCGGGAACAUAGAGAAAAGCUACUUGCCUGGGACAGACUCUGCUUUCCAAGUGGAAUUACUGUAAUCAUAACAAUUCCAUUCCAGCACCUCCAUGAAAAAUUAACUGUUCUCGCUAACAGCUUAAGUUCCCACGUGGUUGCUCCUGGUGACACCGAUUUGCUGCAGGUCUUAUAAAGAAUGGGCUUUUCUCGUUUCUGGCUGUUUUAAUCCUUUCACGCUGUUUGAAUUGAAUGUAUCUGCUCCUGUUCCUGUAUUCUGUAGGUCUUCCAGCUCCAUUCUUUCCAUCUGUUUCCAGAUUGAGCUACUGAAUUAUGGCAGCAAACCAGUGGUUUGGCAGAAAAACAGGGGGAUGUUUAAACCCUGGCGUGAGUUUAGUUUAUCAGAAACCAUCACCACCACAUCUGCAAUUCCCUAAAAAAACCUCUCCCCAACCCCCAGAAAUCCAUGCCCAUCAUGUUGGUGGCGUAAUUUUAUUUUGUGAUUGUUGCCCAAAGUGACAGCCACUUCGCCCUUUAGCAACUUCCUUGGAAAUAAUUUCACACGAGACCUUGAAAAUUGUCUACUCUUCACACGCAGGGAAGAAUUUUAAAAAGUUGAGAGUGAAAUUCUGAAGUAGAUUUUUUUUUUAAAAAAAAAAAAUCAAACUUAAAGAAGAAUUUGAACUUACUUUAAAAUGAUGACUUUCUUUAGGCAUAUGUUAUUCGUUUAAAGAUAUUAGAAAAUGGAGCUUAAAUAAUUUAAAUAGUUCUAAGCGUCAACAUCUUGCCUAAUCUUGGAGAAAGCUAAGCAGGAUGACUUACAUAUAAAUCACUUGUUACCAUCUGAUAAUGACUCUGGUUCCAUUUCAUUUUUGUAAUUUUGUAGUUUCUCCUAUAUUCUCCUAUAUUUUUACAUUUAUUUUUAUUAUUGUCAGUCCUAUUAAACUGAAUAAAAUCACUACUGAAACGGUCAGUAAA
Molecule: messenger RNA, 2496 nt
Organism: Protobothrops mucrosquamatus (brown spotted pit viper)
Lineage: Eukaryota; Metazoa; Chordata; Lepidosauria; Squamata; Viperidae
Product: cytosolic 5'-nucleotidase 1A
Exons: 7
Coding region: 180-1223 (347 amino acids)
Biological process (GO): nucleotide metabolic process; adenosine metabolic process
Cellular component (GO): cytosol; cytoplasm
Molecular function (GO): nucleotide binding; magnesium ion binding; 5'-nucleotidase activity
Source: RefSeq, a predicted model, not a curated record